GAGCUGCACCGCCUGCCUGUACGUGGGACGCGGCGCCCAGGGGCAGGAGAGCAAAGGGACGCGGCGAUGGCUCCGCGGGGACUCCCGGGGUCCGCCGUCCUCGCCGCUGCUGUCUUCGUGGGAGGCGCCGUGAGUUCGCCGCUGGUGGCCCCGGACAAUGGGGGCAGCCACACGUUACACUCCAGAACAGAGACCACCCCAUCGCCCACCAACAAUACUGGGAAUGGACACCCAGAAUAUAUUGCAUAUGCACUUGUGCCCGUGUUCUUUAUCAUGGGGCUCUUUGGCGUCCUCAUCUGCCACCUGCUUAAGAAGAAAGGCUAUCGUUGUACAACAGAAGCCGAGCAGGACAUCGAAGAGGAAAAGGUCGAAAAGAUAGAAUUGAAUGACAGUAUGAAUGAAAAUAGUGACACCGUUGGACAAAUUGUCCACUACAUCAUGAAAAACGAAGCAAAUGCUGCUGUUUUAAAUGCAAUGGUAGCAGAUAACAGUGUGUGUGAUCCUGAAAGCCCUGUGACCCCCAGCACUCCUGGGAGCCCGCCAGUGAGUCCUGGGCCUUUGUCACCUGGAGGCACCCCAGGGAAACACAUCUGUGGCCACCAUCUGCACACAGUGGGAGGUGUUGUCGAGAGGGAUGUGUGUCAUCGGUGUAGGCACAAGCGAUGGCACUUCAUAAAACCCAGUACCAAGUCCAAAGAGGGCCGGCCAAGACGCCAAGGAGAGGUCACCGUUCUCUCUGUUGGCAGGUUUAGAGUUACAAAAGUGGAACACAAAUCAAACCAGAAGGAGCGGAGGAGUUUGAUGUCUGUUAGUGGGACCGAAAGCGUCAAUGGGGAGGUGCCUGUGACACCUGUGAAGAGAGAACGAAGUGACACAGAGUAGCAGCAGUGACUUUAUUUGAAGAGCUCUAAGAGACUGAAACCUUUCAAGAUAUGAAGUUGCCUAGGGAAUAUUUUUAUAUAUUUUUUAUACAAUUUCUGUCCUGGAGUCAGCAGGCAUGUGGAUAAAAACCUAAAAGGGAAUAGUGUUGCUGUGCUGGAUACAGAAUUCAGUUCGCUUUGAAACAAGUUUUGGUUUAGAAAGUCUGAUGAAAAAUGUAUUACAUUUCCAGGGAAAGGAAAGAGUUCAUAUUUAUUUCCCCAGCCAUCCCCUGGCCACCACCGCUCCCAGCCCCCAUCCUGCCCUUGUUGUACACACUGCAGUGUUUCCAUUAUGACCACUGUGUACAGUGAAACUAUUCAUGUACAGUCGGCGUGUGUGUGUGUGUGUGUUUCUGUUUCUGUUCCCCCAACUCUUCUAUCUUAUUUUGAUAUUAAUUGUAAGAAGAUCUUCAUACUUACAGUUUAACUGUUAUAAAAGAUAAAAGAUGAAUCCUUGGUGGCAGAAGGCCCUUGGAAAUAAUCUAGGCCAGCCCUGAGAAAUUAAUCCCCCAAGUGACCGUGGAGUCAGAAGGGACCAGAUGCUAGGCUUUGGAUUCCUAGACCAAGAAUUAAGUGUUAACUCCCACUACCACUCUGCCACUCCUUGGUCACUUACUAAAAAUAUCGAGAGUGUUUUUGUUGUUGUUUUGUUUUAACUUGAGCUUAAGCAAUUCUUAUUUAGUUCACUGAAUAAAGGGGAAAACAGUUUAAAGUCACUAAAAUAAAUUCUUGUUUUGACAACCCAAGGCUAAAACAAAAAAAAAGAACCCACUUCUCAUUCAAGAUGGGCCACACCUACCUCUGGCAUGUUUUUCUUGGUGUACUUCCUGUUUUCUCUCUUGUACGCGAUGCUCAUUAUUUAACUCCUUGGGGUUACUUUUCCUGUAGGCCUGGCAGACCCUACUUUUGUUGUUGUUUGUUUUUUAGCUUUACAUUUUGCUAAACACCUGUAAGAACCCAGAGGCAAUGAUAGUAGUACAUUAUUUAUGCUAGGUCUGGGGUGAAGGGUAGGGCAGCCCUGUUACAGGGAAAUCUCCAAGACCUGGGUUCAUGUCAGUGUUGAUGGUGUGCCUUGGGCAUUUCUUUUAUUCCAAAGCACAUUUCUCAUUUAGCUCCCAAAAGAUGAUUUCCAUAAUAAUAUACUUCAUAGUAUCUACUGUAAAUAUAGUUAUUUGAUUCUGUUUCCGGCAUCAAACUAAAAAUAUCUAACAUUUCAAAUGAAUGGUAGAUUCAAUUUCAUGUGAAUUUUUACUGACAGCAAAUAAGUGGCGUAUGCAUAUACAUUCAUAUACACAGUGGAACAGAAGAAGUCAGUGUGGAGAUAAGUUCCACUGAGGUCCAGAAAGUAGCAAUAUGGGAAUUUUAAUGGUGUGUAUUAGUGUACAUAACAUAUUUGUGGUCUAGGCCAAUAGUUUUACUUAAAAACAAACAAUAAGUAUAAUUUUUUUUGCUUUAAAAAUACUACACCCUCAAAAUAGUGAGGGAUAAAAUGUAAGUUAUCCUUAAGCUUUAAUUAUUCAAGUCAGGGCACUUUUUAAAAAUAGCAAUAUGACAGGCAAGAGAAUACUCAAAAAUAUUUAAAAUUGUAUUUAUACCAAGAGUACAUUUUAAGUAUUUUCUAAUACUUGAGCAGCUUUUGUCUGGCUGGCUUUCAAACAUGCCAAAAAUUAAGCAUUCAAUAUUUUCAACACAUAAGCUUUUUACCAGUUUAUAUUGUACAAUCGGAUGAGAAUUCUUAAGUGUUCCCAAAGUAACUGAUGUUUACUGGUCUUGUUGCUUUUCCUCCUUCUUUAGAAGGAUUGGGGAUCUACAAUAAACUUACUGUACAAAACACUAAUGAUGGACAGCUUCUUGGUGUCAUAAAUGAGUUGGCUACCACCUUGAUGUAAAAAUUUGUAAAGGAAAAUUUUUCACCAUUUUGAGUGUCAAAUGUAUUUUUAACUGUCUGGUUUGUACUUUUACGACUUUUGUACUACCAAAGCAGACUUAAAAAUAAAAAUGUUAAACACUGUGUUUUGAACGA
This is a messenger RNA of Cynocephalus volans (Philippine flying lemur), 2943 nucleotides long. RefSeq names its product RELT like 1 (gene RELL1). The transcript has 7 exons. NCBI's taxonomy places the organism in Eukaryota, Metazoa, Chordata, Mammalia, Dermoptera, Cynocephalidae. Gene Ontology annotation, biological process: positive regulation of p38MAPK cascade. Gene Ontology annotation, cellular component: plasma membrane. Bases 67 to 882 code for a protein of 271 amino acids. The record is from RefSeq and is a predicted model, not a curated record.